Molecule: messenger RNA, 6043 nt
Organism: Ahaetulla prasina
Lineage: Eukaryota; Metazoa; Chordata; Lepidosauria; Squamata; Colubridae
Gene: PHRF1
Product: PHD and ring finger domains 1
Source: RefSeq, a predicted model, not a curated record
UGUCGUCUCCCCCCCUCCCCCGGUUCCGCGGGGUUUAACACGCACGGCUCGCUCUUGUCAGACUGCAGCGUGUGGGGUCACGGGCGGGAUAUUGGAGAGACCUCUUGUGGUGGAAGGCUUGCGCGUUUCGUCUAACUGGAGGAAGCCAGUUCCAAAUGCCCCGCAAUGGAUGAAGACAGCCAGGAUGAAUUCAUAAACAAGAAUGCUGCAGUAGGCAAAGUUAAAAGAACAAAUGCGCUGCUCUUUAGUGAUGCAGAAAGCAGCGAUGGAAAUAGUGGAGACUCUGAUGACACAGGAAGUGAGGAUGAAGGUGAUACCGAUGAAGAUGGAGAUGAAGAGAAUGAAGAAAGUGAAGAUGAAGAUCUAGAAGAUGCUGAAGAGGAGGCAGAAGAUGACAUGGAAAUGACUUCUGAACAACCAGAAUAUUCUAUUAAAACAAAGCCUGAACUUAAUGGAGAAAUUAAUUCUUCUACUGAUGAAGAUGCUGAAAACUGCCCAAUAUGUCUCAAUACAUUCAGAGAUCAGGCAGUUGGAACACCUGAGAAUUGUGCCCAUUACUUCUGCUUGGAUUGUAUAGUUGAGUGGUCUAAAAAUGCCAACUCUUGUCCUGUGGAUCGAAUCAUUUUUAAAUAUAUUUGUGUUCGUGUGCGCUUUGAUGGAGAAAUUUUGAAGAAAAUACCUGUUGAGAAUACAAAAUCUCAGGAAGAUGGUCUGGAGGAAGAUCCCACCUUUUGUGAAGUGUGUGGUCGAAGCGACAGAGAAGAUCGCUUGCUCCUUUGUGACGGAUGUGAUGCAGGUUACCAUAUGGAAUGCCUUAAUCCACCUUUAAGCGAGGUACCUGUAGAUGAAUGGUUCUGUCCACCAUGUGCACCUGCAAAUGCUAUGCCUGCUGAGGCUGAAACAGAUCAGGUGAGCGAAGAAGAGGUUGCUUCACUCAUCGCUGAUGUAAUCCCUACCACCAGUCGACUGCGUCCCAGUGCCCGGACACGAGCUAUUGCUAGAACACGUCAAAGUGAGCGUGUGCGGGCCACGGUGAACCGAAAUAGGAUAACAACUGCACAGAGAAUUCAGCAUGUACCAAGAUACUUUAUGUCUUCCUUUCUUGACGAAGCAAUUGAGGCAGUUGCAGCGGGUCUGAGUACAGCUGUGUACCAGAGACCAUUAACUGCUCGGACCACAACCAGGAAAAAACGAAAAGGAGGCAGGAGAAGAAAAGCCACCAGUAAAAAAUGGCGCACAAAAUCAUCUGCUGGGAAAAAAAGCACUGGAACUUGGAUUAAGAGACGCAAGCAUCGGACAAAGAGGAGAAAGGGGAAAAAAAUCCAGGUGAAGGCUGAGGUGACAGCUCGUUCUCGAAUAGCAAAAACCCUUCAUCUUGGCAAGCCUAUACGUGGUACUUCAAUCCCUUCCAUCUGCAAGCCGAUAGAACCGUCACUUGGGUUUAUGAGAGCUGAUAUUGGAGCUGCCUCCCUCUCUGUCUUUGGGGAUCCCUUUGAACUAGAUCCAUACAACAGCAAUGAAGAACUUCCUGUUGCUAACGCAGCCUCACCAAUGAGCACCAAAAGAAGAGGUCUUUCCCAAUCAGCACUUAGAUCACAUCGCCCUGUUGCUAGGCCGGUGGCUGUUGGGCUCCCAGGGAGGGGUGUUCCUGCCUUGAUACCGGAGCCAGAAGCUGAACCAGCCCCUGUGCCCGACUUGUUGGGGAGCAUCCUGACUGGACAGAGCCUCCUUAUGAUGAGUGGUUCUGAUGUUGUUAUUAAUAGAGAUGGAUCCUUAACAGCAAAGAAAACUGUCCCAUUACUGCGUGGCAGUUCACAAGCAGAGGAAGCUUUGGAGGACAGUUCCCAAUCAAGGACACCAAUUUUGGAGACCUUAAUUACAAACUCUGGCAUUGAGCCUUCCAACUCUAAAACUCCAAUCUCAAAGCCUUGCUCGUCAUCGCCAUUGUCACUAAGCGUAACAAACAGAACAGUGACUCCUCCACAUGCUACAAUUGGGAGGGCGCCAAUCCGAUUUGAUUACUCCAUGACUCCAAGAUCUGUUCAGACUCAUAAUUUAGCCAAUCUGAAUAGAAUCGGGAGCAAACUAGGUGACUCAUUCAAAUUUAAUGGAGGCUCUAAACUACUUUUGGGCCCUCUUUCUGCACCUCCUAAACUAAACAACUCCAGUUCAGUUUCAAAAGCAAUUUAUGGCAAACAGCCUUUGAAAUCUUCUCCUAAAAGACCUGAUAUCUCUGAACUGCCAAGAAUACCAAAGAUUAAGAAGGAAGCAAACAGUAGACACCUGGGACUACAACCUGCCACUGACCAAAAUAAUAACAUUCCCAGCUCCUGUAUAACACAGUUGACUGGCAAAGGAAACACAAGUCAGCCAAUCAAAAGCAACAGAAUGGAAACCAGCAAGCCGCAGGCUACUCAGCAACAAACCCAUUCAACCGGGGUCACUUCUGCAAGUGCUGUUGCUCAUGGCAGUUCCUCGUUUUCUUCAGCAAGAGGGAGAGUUGGCAGUUCCUCCUUUGAGAGCUUUAAAAUCAACAUCCCUGGAAACAUGGCUCAUUCUAACAGACUGUCUAAUCCCGGAUUUUGCAAUACGUUUCGACCGGUGGACAAUAAAGUGCAACAGAAAGAGAAUCCUUCACCCCUUUUUUCACUGAAAAAAGCAAAACCCGUCAAAAGUGAAAUAUAUGAUCCUUUUGAUCCCACAGGCUCCGACUCAAGCUCGACACACAGUAGCCCUGAAAGGCUACCCCUCACUAAUAUUACCAGAACGAUAUCCAUAGGAAGUUCAAAAGUUCAGACCUUCCAAACUGUGCGCCGCAUUACUCCCUACCCGCUGGAAAAUAUCUUUGAAUCUGAGGUUGAUUCCUUGGAGGCACCUUCAAGUAACGCAGAAUCUCAUGAAGAUAUGGUAAUAAAGGAGAGAUUUGUGGAACAGGUGUCUGAUGCAGAAGAUGAUAAAGUUGAUGAUAAGGAAGACUCAGAUACACCCUGUAGCUCCUCAGCUAUUAAACAAGUUACUGAUGCAGAGCAGAUAAAUGAUGAUGAUAAAGAUAGCCUUGGGUUAGAUUUUGAAGAUGACUGGGAUAUAGUUACGGUAAAAAGAGAAUUAGUUAGCCCCUCAAUAGAAAAACAGCAAAACAUUAAAAGUGAGCAAGCAAGAAAGCGGUCUUUUUCAAGAUCCCCAUCAAAUUCCAGUUCUCAGGGUCAGAGAGAAGUUAAAAUUAAAAAGAUAGACAUGAAAGAAGGCAAACCUACUAAAUCAAGAUCUAGAUCAAGGACACAUUCAAGGGACAGAAGUUCCAGAUCAGCGUCCCACUCAGUUGAAAAUAAAUAUAAGAAAAGCCACGGAGUUAAAGCAAAAACUCGUCGGUCAUCUAGUGAUUGUUCCAGUAGCCACGAGCGAUCGAAAAAAAAGAAAGCAAAAAGUAAAACUAAAGACAAAAAACCAAGUGUCUGGCCCAAAGAGCAUAAGAGAUCUCGUUCGCAAUCUGGUAGCCCUGGCAAUUCUUUGGAAAUAUAUGGAAUCAAGAAAAAGAAAAAGCACUCUAGAGCAAGAGAUCCAGAAUGUUCCCGAUCAAAUAGUGCUGAGAGAGCUAAAAAAAAGAAACACAAAAGAGAGAGGAGCUAUGAUAGGUAUGAAAAGGAGAGGACCUCAAGCUCAAGAGAUACAAAAGGAUCUAGAUCUCGGGAGAAACAUAAAAGGCGUUCAAGAUCACCUCCUGAAUUAAAACCCCAUGAAUCAAAAGGAUCUAAAUCUAAGGAAAAAUCACUACAACCUCAAUCCUGCUCCAAAGAAAAGAAACACAAACCAAAAAAGAUGUCUCCACAACCUCUUCCAGAAAAAGAGCUUAGAUCUUUGGAUGACCAAAUCAGAAAUUCUGAGCAUUCUCUUUCUUGGGACCAGGAGUUGGACAACACAGAGCAAGAAGCAACAAAUAUUUAUUGUGAUCUAACGCCUGUACAAGAGAGUUCUUCAAAAGAUAACGUAAUUAAAGUUGCAUCAGAUGACUCUACUAGAGUGGAUGAUAAGUUAGAUAAUGAAGUACUUCCCUCCCAACUGGAUUGCACAGAUUUUGAAGCGUUACCUGAUAAUAUAGAUUCCCCCACUGAGAAUGAAUUGACAAUAGACUAUGAUUCAUCAAUAUUUGAUAACCAAAGCAGUGAGAGACAGGAGGAAAUUGAAAUUAAACAAGAUGAUGAUGAUGAUAUAUGUCCUUUCUUAAUAGAUUCUCUUCCUGAAAAGGAGGCAUAUACACCAAGCUGUGAUGAGGCAAGUCUAUCUCAAACUUUGCCUGAAAGCAAAAUGCCAGUACUGUCAAAAGAUGUGGAGCCUGUAUUAGUUGAAAGUACAGUUGAUGUAAAUAAGGCUGAACUGGAAGCAGUAGCUCAGAGUCCUGUGUUGAAAUCUAAAGCAUUAGUGAAGAGAGUUACGUGGAAUCUUCAAGAAGAAGAAAGUGAUAUGGUGGCCAUAGAUAAAACAGCAAGGACACCAUUCUGUAAACAGCAGAAACCGAAAGAAGGGGUCUGGAAAGCUGAGGAUUUGACCCAGUCGUUAAAUCAGGUGCAGUUAACUGAGCCUCCUCCAACCAAUUAUAUGAUUCCUGAGCCUAUGUUUCCCGAUCUAGAUUCCUCUCAGGCUUACAAUCAGAACCUGGCGUUGACCGUGCCACUUCCUUCAGCUCUCCCUCCUUAUGCACCAGUCAGUCAGCCCACUGUUCAGUUCAUCAUACAAGGGAAUCUUCCUCUGCUCACCUGCAUGGCAGAGCAGGAGUUAAUUCCAGAAUCUGGGAGCAAUUUGACCACGGCUUCAGAACCAAGUAUUCAGGCAGCUUCCACAGGAGAUGCAGAAGAAAAACUCAAAGCAUCUAAGUCUCCAGUGGAGAAAACAAAAAAUGAAGAGUACAUGAAGAAGCUUCAUAUGCAAGAGAGGGCGGUGGAAGAAGUGAAACUCGCAAUUAAACCCUUUUACCAGAAGAGGGAGAUCACAAAGGAGGAAUACAAAGAUAUUCUUCGGAAAGCUGUGCAAAAGAUCUGUCACAGCAAAAGCGGUGAAAUCAAUCCCAUGAAGGUGGCUAAUCUCGUGAAGGCAUACGUGGAGAAAUAUAAACAUAUCAGGAAACACAAAAAGACUGAGGCUGAAGAAGAGCCUCAUGACUCAACCAAGAAAUGAGAAGCAGCCGUGGGAGAAGCAGAAAAGCUUCUCCGGAUGACAAUGUUUUCCUUCCCUUCGGGGGAGGCAGAAAUACACCAUUGCAUGUUGCAAUCCCUUCUCACCCCCACCCUGGAAACUGGAUGCAGAAGACCUUCUUGCAGCUGGACACACUUUCACAUAGGAGCCUGUUUGUCUUGGAGUUGAUUGCUGAUGAGGAACCCUUGGGCUCCUUAACCUCUGAGGAAACGCUGGGGAAAGGAUGCGUGUGUGUAUGCGUGCCUGUGUGCGUGUGUAUGGUGGGGAUGGCCUAAUUAUUUGUCAUGGUUUUACUUCAGCCUCAGUUUUUUGUUUUUGUUUUUUUUAAUUUCAGCACCACUCACCAGAGUUUAAAACAGACACUUUUAUAUCUGGCAUACGACAGUGUGUGCUCCUUCCAUUGUUGUUCUUAUUUAUGAAAAAUACAGAUUCUUUUGUGAUUCUCAAAAAUUGGUUUCAUACUUGAACCGUGGUAUUUUUUUUUUCCUUGUCCUAUGAAAGAAACAUUGGACUUGUUCAAUCAAAUGGGACAUGCAGAUGUAUGUUAACCUUUAUAAAUUUUUUCUGAAAAUCCUGCCAUAGAGAUGGUGAUUAUUUACAUUCUGUUAACAGUGUCGCAAUGAGGAACUUUAUUUAGGGUUUCUGGGACAGCAUGGCAGUGAACUGAGUUGUGUCAUGCUCCCUAUUAAUAAUGUACUGAAGGCUGGUUCUGAGUUCAUCUUGCAUUCAAAAAGCUGUCUUUGAACAAGAGAGAUGGAGAAGACCAGAGUUUGGAAAGCAAACGCAAGGAAUGCAACCAGACCAUGUAUACAGCAGAAAUCUUACAAUUUAUAAAAUUAUUUUGAAUUGUUUCUUA